Molecule: messenger RNA, 4963 nt
Organism: Haliotis rufescens (red abalone)
Lineage: Eukaryota; Metazoa; Mollusca; Gastropoda; Lepetellida; Haliotidae
Product: carbohydrate sulfotransferase 11-like
Exons: 6
Coding region: 510-1655 (381 amino acids)
Biological process (GO): carbohydrate biosynthetic process
Cellular component (GO): membrane
Molecular function (GO): sulfotransferase activity
Source: RefSeq, a predicted model, not a curated record
CGACAGCUUAUUUUUUAGUCCGCCGAGAUUGGUCGACGCUGACAUUGUUCCCGCGUUAUAACAGGGUAGGAGGGGUAAGGAGUGGCGACAACGUGAAAGAUGGGUUCGUUCUACGUAAAGACCGUCCACAUUCAUUAAUACAAUGACAGUUUAAUACAGGCCCUGAGUAACUCGCCGGGUAGAUAUUUGAACGCACACCCGGAGCUAUGACAGAAACUCGAUAACAGCGAGUCAUUCAUAACGGGAGCUGCUUCUGUGGGAAUAUUCAUACAAGGAUUACACCUGAGCAUAGUGGGCGGCCUUAGCGUUUCCUCUACAGAGAGCGGCUGACAGUUGUGCGACGGUGGAACAUACGACACUACCUUCUUCACGACUGAUUACAGGUGUGUGAGUGAAAAGGACCCCGCCAUGGAUUAAAUACUGGGGAAAAGACAGGUGGACAUUGUGAUUGUGGACAGUUUGAAGAGAAAUGUUCAGAUAGCGGAGGGAGAACCGAGAGAGUCGUCAUCAUGAGAAUGAUAAGGUCAAUGGUGACAUUUGCCAAGGUGUCACUCUUCUUCCUCAACCUGUACGUGGCUGCUGUUGUCCUGGUGGUUGUUAUGGGGCAUUGGCGUAUAUUCGAGUCCCAGGACCCCAACAGGCGGUAUGACGAUUCCCAUCUGAUCGUCAUGAGGGAGCUGAAGGAAGAAGAUGGGAGGAAGCCAGGUGAGGACACGGCAUUUCUCAGCAACUCUAGCAACCAGGUAGAUUCUCGGACAAACAUUCGAAAUGGGAUGACAACUCUGAGCCCAUUUCUCAAGGAGCGAGAUGACCGAGUACAGACUAUGACGCACUGGUGUAGCAAGCUCAAGCCUCGAGCUCCUGACCCGUCCACCAUCACAGAGGACAAACUCGGCCAAAUGCUCGUGGACGACAAACACAAGUUUCUGUACUGUCAGAUUCCGGGUGUAGCUCAGACCGACUGGAGGCGAAUCUUGGUGUUUCUUACAGGACAGGUCAAGGUCGCAUCUCACCUGAAAAUAUCAGGGUCAGACGUUCAUUCAAAAUAUGGAAAAUAUUUGAAAAAAUUAAGUGAUUUUCCACCAGCGGAGCGGAAAAAGAGGAUUCAGAAUUAUUUCAAAGUGAUGUUUGUACGAGAACCGAUGGAGCGGUUAGUCUCCUCCUACAAGAGUAAGUUCGAGGCAAAAUACAGCAAAUAUUUUCACCAAUCGUUUGGGCGGAAGAUUGUGAAGAAGUACCGGAAGAAGCCGACGAAAGAGUCUCUCCAGAAAGGAAGUGACGUCACGUUUAGCGAGUUCAUUCAGUUCGUGAUAGACUCGGAACAUUCGGAGGAGAAUCUCAAUGAGCAUUGGCAGCAGUACUACAAGCAGUGCCACCCGUGCCUCGUCUCCUACGACUUCAUCGGCAAAUACGAGACUCUCAACGACGACGUGAACCAUGUCCUCGAGAAAAUAAACGCUGCCCAAAAAAUCAAAGGUCCUCUUGGAACGUCUAACUUUACAUAUCAGGAGAAACUUCUGAAGACAAUGUACAAGUCAGUGUCACCCAAAAAUCUACAAAGACUGUGGAAGAUCUAUUACCCCGAUUACAACUUGUUCAGCUACCCGUACCCGUCUGUGUUGGACAACCUUCUAGACUUCCAGGGUAUACCAUGAGACCGUUCUGAGAAAUGUUUGUAACUGGGCAACGAAUGCAAGCAGUUUGUGUGACUCUGCACCCAAUCUCUGAUGGAUACAAUGCUACUGCUUCAAAAUGCCGUUUCAUGAUUGAGGUUGUGUAUGCAAGACAAAACACACGGGGUUAUUAGUUAAUACUAAAUGUCUUCGUUGAGUUACACACGCCGAGAUGUGUCAUGGAUGAAACUGUGCAUGCAAGACAACGCCGGGUAACUGGUUAACUCACUAAAUGUCAACGCUAGGAAAUAUUAUGGAUGCAAGACACGGAGAUUUGUCGCAACUCUCCACUAUACAUUGCUUAAUGCUCAAGUUUUUCUCCCGGUACUGUUGUCUUGAAGGUUGAGUAUGUUCGGUGAACGUAACUCAUGUGUUGUGGCAUCCGUGAUAUACUUCUUCCAGAUCUCAGAUGUAUACCAGUGUACGCGUGAUUCAGUAUUGUAGACGGAUGUACUCUGCAUGCGUAUUAAGCUGUGAAUGUAGCAGAAUGUGUUUCGAGUGAGUCUGUCCGUGUGUCGGGUAGAGCUUGUCGAGGGAGCCUGUAAUUAAAUACUCUGCGGUUGUACUAUUGCAAUUAUCCUUAGUGUUUCUCAAAACAACAACAAAGACUUGGAGAUGAUAACCCGAAAUAGUGCAGCCAUUUUGUCUUCGAACCUAUCCAAGAAUGUUAUUGGACAUCAUGAGACAACGCAGGUGGAUGGUGCGAUGAUCGUAACAAACCACACGGCAUUGUUGCCAUCUUCUGACUGACACUGCUCAUGUAUGUGUUAUUUGCAUUCAGACUCAUUGGUCUCAUUUGUACAGCUUAUUUAUAGAUAUACACAUGCCUGGUGCAUUUGUACAAAUUGUAUAUACUUAGAACGUGGGAGCUUUUAGAGGAUACCUACCACCAGCAUUGGAUAUAACGAAACAAGGAGCUUUGCAAUCACAUCAACAUGAAAAAUAGGCUGUUGCGAUGAACACAUUCAUUACAUCUCAUAUAUUGGGGUUGGAUUUCGACUGUUUAUAGCAGUCCAGCACUAUCACGGCUGGAUAGGCUUCACACGUUGUACCCGGAAUCGAACUCGGAGUUUCGGCAUGGCGAGCCACCACCACGACCAGACUUAUGGGGAAGAGUUACAAUAAUAGUCAGGAUUAGUCCAGUUUCACAUCACACAUGCUCAAAGUGCAUGACAUGGUAUGACUCAGUAGGCUGACCUAUAUGAUUUCUCUUUGUUGUUGGCGAAACUUUAGUGUAUGGCGUAUAUAAGUAAUCGUAACCGUGAAAUGUUGGCGGGAUUCCGCCGCAAACUUUGUUUGUUGUUUAACGCCGCACUCAGCAAUAUUCCAGCUAUAUGACGGCUGUCUGUAAAUAAUCGAGUCUGGAACAGACAAUCCAAUGAUUGACAUAAUCAGGGACCUAUAUGCAUGUAAGUUGCAUCUUCAUCGGCCCCGAGAUUCACCGUGUAGACGUCGAAGUCCUGAAUUUCCCCACGUCAAGCCGCCACGCCGUGAUAACAGAACUGAAAUGUUGUUCGAAGCGGCGUUAAACACAAACCUCACUCACUAACUCAUCUGACUUAAUAUACAAGCCAAACUGUUUCGUGAUAGCCAAAUGUUCGUUAUAUCCAAUACAACACGGGUUAUCAGCUGUGAUUUUAAAGUGCACAUCAGUCAACGAUACUGCACUGUGGGUGACCUAUAUCAACCAAAGAAUGGGAAACAUAACAUUAUCAAAUGAUGUACUAGUCGCUAUUGUAGGUUAUGCAUGACGUAUACAUGAGGAGCCUAUGGCUGUAGCUCACCUGAAUUUGCUCACGCGUUUAAAUAUGUAUUAUAGUGUGAUGACGUUUAAAUCUUGUGACGUCACAAUUCAGACUUUAUGUAUAUAUUCUGUGUCAUUAAACAUUGUUUUAGAAAAAACAAAUAACAUGCGCACAUUCAUCGACUGAAACGUGUACGUUUUGAUUAUGAUUGUAACUAUAGCUAAGGCAAUUGAGUCCCGACUAGAUUGCCUGAGCGCCCACCAUCUGUAAAUAUUGUUUCAGUGAUCAUAUCGUGGCUCGUUUGUCCAGAAACUCGUAAAUAUGGACUGGAUGUUCCAGUUUAACGAGUUUCGACUAUUCCACACACACACACACACACACACACACACACACACGCACACACACACACACACACACACUAUACAGACUGGAAGUCAUGAUCUGGCACUAGACUGCGAGCAGGUGCCGUGCUGAAAGCACCCGUGGAUCGCAGUAAUAUUGUAUUGUCUUCUUCCCUUGAAAUCACGUUGUCAAUCUAAUCAGCUCACGGUUGGACAUCCUUCGUUAAUAAUCGUUAACGAUCGGAAACCUCCGUCCGUUCCGUCAAGCACAUCUAUGACUUGCCGUUCUGUUUGAACACUCGCUACCAUUCAGCCUUGUGAUCAAAUUGUAGUUCUGAAGGCAGCAAGACGAGUUAUGGACACAAAGACAACUUGAGCCUGUAUUUGCGACUUCCAUUGUAGAGCUUAGAGUUCAGUCAUACCGUCCAUUGGUGUUAUCUUUGUUCAUGUUUAGUUCUGAAGGAAAUAUUAUGUGUUAAUGUCACGUGACCCUGUCUGUGUUUAUGUUCGUGUGAGUACAUAAUUUAUCAACUGGGCGCUGUCUUCACGAAAUGGGUUUCAACAAACAUGUGAAGACGCUGGAUUGACAUGGCUUGUCCUGUUCUUCAUGAUUAUUAAGUGACGAAAUAUUGAAUAGGGUAAAUAGUUAUAUUGGAAAUUAAUUCAACACAUUGUAACUUUCGUGCAUAGUAGUAGUUUCACUUUAAACCAUCCGCAGUUAGUACAUGGGAAAGACGCAACUUGUACAAACCCUCGUUAUCUCGAACUCUUUCAUCUCGAUGUAUCGAAUUAGGCGAUGUAUCGAAUUAGUCCCGGCAGAAUCUGUAUAAGUAUUGUCUGAUCUCGGCAUUUCUCUUGUCCCGAACAGCAGACAACUCGAUUGUUUUAUGGUCCCCCAGACUUCGAGAUAGCGAAGAAGCCGUCUUUUCCUUAACGUUAUGACGUAGAGAAUUUGUAUGGAGUCAUGUUGGCACUUUAAGGCUCUUACUAUCAAGAAAAACCCUGUAUUGUCUCUUUUGUGUUGAUGUUUUGUGCAUCAGGUUGUUUUGUUGUUUGUACAUUGACCUCAUCGCUGGAGAUGUUGUUCACUGACAUAGUUCAUCUGUUGAUUUCUUGACAUGCGCAGUAUGUAUCAUCUGGGGGAAUGGACUCCAAUUGAAAUACAUUUGUACAUUGCAGCGGGAAAGUAAAGGUUUUUUAACUA